AUGGACUUCAGCAUGAUUAGCGGGCUGCGCUUCACUGACCGGGCCGUAGCUCAGAUGUCUGAUCUUUCUUGGGGAGCGGCUGAGUUUCGGCGUGGUGCGAGUUGUCAGAGCAGUUUUAGCGAUGUUCUUGAGGAGCAACGAAGGUCCCGCUCACGAUCGAGGCAUAGAGGCUUGGACGAGGAGGAGCUUGGUCGUGGUAGACGAUCUCUUGCGGUUAAUCGACAUUCUCAGUCUCAGCGAGAGCCUCAGAUUACUCAGGCGUUUCAGGAGACUCAGUGGCAGCCUCAGUCUUCCCAGCGCUUUCAGGGUCAGAUUCAGGGGCAGCGGCAGUCGUUUUCACAGCCUUCACAACCCGAUUUUAGGCCUGUUUUGACUCCCGUGGAUCCUAGUUUAUUUUCAGCUCCAUCGUCUGGGAUUCCUCCACCGGUGUCGGGCUUGUUCUCAGUUCGGAUGUGUGGGACGAUGCCUCCACCGACGAUUCCCGUGUCUUUGAGUCAGUCUACACCGUUUGCCAGUUGGACGGGUCCUGCCUUGAGUUUAAUUGCUGCUGGAGUCACAUGGACUAGUAGGGACACUACUCCCCGUACUCGGAUGAUGGCGGGACUCUUUGGCUCACCAUUCCCGUAUACAGAGGGUGGAGAUGAUACUGACCCUAACUCUUCUAGUUCUGCAGACUUUUGACCGAGGGUCUUUGUUUGUACAUAUUGUGAUGACACUUGACGCUGUUUAUUUACUAUGACUCAUUUUGUCUAUUAUUCACAGUUUAUGCAUUUAUUAUUUUGUUGGUGUGUGCUUGAAACUCAUUGUGUGUGAUC
Molecule: messenger RNA, 815 nt
Organism: Chenopodium quinoa (quinoa)
Lineage: Eukaryota; Viridiplantae; Streptophyta; Magnoliopsida; Caryophyllales; Amaranthaceae
Exons: 3
Coding region: 1-681 (226 amino acids)
Source: RefSeq, a predicted model, not a curated record